Messenger RNA from Opisthocomus hoazin, 1391 nucleotides. NCBI's taxonomy places the organism in Eukaryota, Metazoa, Chordata, Aves, Opisthocomiformes, Opisthocomidae. The record is from RefSeq and is a predicted model, not a curated record.
GUGUCCAGCCUGCAUGGACAGGGCAACAUUCGCCUAUUCCACUGCCUUUUUUCGUGACUACAACAGCUCGUCUCAGGGUGCAUUCUGCCUCCCCGGAGGACAUGUCGACUUUAUUGACAAAGUAGAAUCAUUCACUUACUCGGACUUUUUCCGGGAUUAUUUGAUUCCCAACCAUCCCUGUAUUUUCUCAGCUAAAUUCACUGAAGACUGGGGCAGCAGGAGAAAUUGGGUUACUUGGGAUGGAAAGCCUAACUUUGAUUAUCUGCUGCAGAAGUUUGGAGAGGCUGUAGUACCUGUUGCCAACUGCGAUGUCAAGGAGUACAAUUCUAACCCAAAGGAGCAGCUGGCCUUCAAGGAGUAUAUAAAUUACUGGAAAGAGUAUAUUAAAAAUGGCUACCGUUCGUCCCGAGGAUGCCUUUAUCUAAAGGACUGGCACCUGAGCAGGGCUUUCCCCGAGCAAGAUGUUUACACCACCCCUGUGUAUUUCUCAUCCGACUGGCUGAAUGAAUACUGGGAUGCUAUAGCUGUGGAUGAUUACCGGUUUGUCUACAUGGGACCUAAAGGUUCAUGGACUCCAUUCCAUGCUGAUGUCUUCCGUUCCUACAGCUGGUCAGCCAAUAUUUGUGGGAGAAAGAAAUGGUUGUUGUACCCCGCGGGGCAGGAGGAUUACCUGAAAGACCGCCAUGGCAACUUGCCCUUCGACGUGACUGCGCCCAGUCUUCGGGACAGGAGUGUUUACCCUCGCUACAACCAAAGUCAACCCCCUGUUGAAAUUGUUCAGGAAGCAGGGGAGAUAGUCUUCAUCCCCAGUGGAUGGCAUCAUCAAGUUUACAAUCUGGAGGAUACCAUUUCCAUUAACCACAACUGGGUGAAUGGCUGCAAUGUGGCUAUAAUGUGGUGCUUCCUGCAGGAUGAACUAGCAGCUGUCCAGAGGGAAAUCAAUGAAUGGAAGGACCCUAUGGAUGAUUGGCACCUACAAUGCCAGUUGAUUAUGAAGUCUUGCACAGGUAUAGACUACAAGGAGUUCUACAACUUCCUCAAAGUUAUUGCAGAGAACAGGAUUUCAGUCUUGGAAAACGGCCUCGAUGACGAAGCUUCGGCAAAGAACACUCCAAAAGCUGCCAUAUCCACCCUGGGCAUGCUCCAUGCAGUGUUUGAUUUAAAGAGGGCUGUGAAGGUGUUAACAUCAUUGAGUGCUAAUGAAGAUUUCAAGAAACUAGACCUGACAUCACUUUCUCCACCUCCGGAGGCAUUACUCCACCACUUGAAAGCAGCAAUAGAUACAGCACUACUCUAACUUCCUAUUUAUUCAGUUCUUUGUAAAAUGAACCUUUUGCAAAAUGGGUGUUUGCAGAAGACUGACUCCUCCCUGUUUAAUAGCUGUUGCAGUU